AUGGCGGCAUCAAAGAAUGAUAUCACCAUGAGGGACUUCGCUCUUACGACCCUCUUAGCUCUAAUCGAAAACUACCACUCGUUCAACCCAGACAUCACUGUCCCGACCUACGCAUACCCGACACAUCUCGAAUUCAGCCAACAGGUCGCUCGUGGCCGACCGUGCGUGUACCGUCUUGACCGCACCGUCAUCCAAGACAGCCAUGCCACCGACAAGGGAGGAGCCAGAGAAGAAACCGAUGACCGAGACAUGGAUGAGUUCCUCCAGAGUGACGAGGAGAAACAAAACCCUUCGUUCCUGAACGACAUCAAACGUCGACGUCUCCUCCGGGAAGAACAGCGGUCCAUCCUGUCGGCGCCGUGCUGGAGCUGGACGAAGAAGAGCCUCUGUGAACUCGUGCAGGAAGAGGUCGAGGUCGCUGUGACGCCGGACGGGAGGGCAGAUGCGCUUUACUCGCUUCCUCGGCGGAGACUUCGACCUCAAGUACAGGGACAUGCUUUGGACGACGAAAGUGGGAAGCAAAGAGACGGUCAUGUUGAUGGUCAUGGUGGCGGAAGCGGACAAGCAGGAGUCGAUCAGCAAGAUGGGAGUGAAUGCGAACUCGGGGACGAAAGUGAAACGGAACCAGAACCAGAACCAGAACAAGUCUUUCUUCAACCCGCCACGACAUCCAUGACGCUUUCCGCACUCAUCGACAGGCUCUGUGCUUCUAAUACAUCGCCAUCGCCAGUUUACUACCUCCAAUCGCAAAACUCCAAUCUGCACUCCUCCCCCCUCUCAUGCCUACUUCCUUCGUUACCACCGACGCCUCCACCCUUCUCCGGCGCCGUGCUCGGCGCCCCAGAAGCCGUGAACCUGUGGAUCGGCAACGCUUCGUCCGUGACCAGCACGCACCGCGACCCGUACGAGAACAUCUACCUGGUAGUCAAAGGGCGCAAGCGGUUCGUGCUGUUCAGCCCCGUCGAGGAGGUGUGUUUGCACGCGCAGAUGGUCCGGACUGGGCGGUGGCAGUGGAUGUUUGUUGAUGAUGACAACGGGGAGAAGGGAGAGUUUGAAGUCGUGAUGGACGACGACGAUGACGAUGGCAAUGACCACAAUGACAACGACAACCGCAUUCCCUGGAUCCCCGUCGACCCGCUCCGUCCCCCACCCGCCAUAUCUCAAAAGUACCCGUACUACAGACACGCGCGGCCUCUCAGUGUGACUGUCUCCGAGGGAGAAAUCCUGUAUCUCCCCGCAGGCUGGUUCCACCAUGUUUCUCAGGAAUGCGGAAUCUGGGGGGGCCAUGAGGAGGGCGACCACGACGAUGGAACCGCGACGGUGGCGCCGUGCAUAGCGGUCAACUAUUGGUUCGAUAUGGACUACUCGGGAGAAAAGCAUGUUAUGAGGGAGAUGGUGGGCCGGUUAGUUGAGAAAACCCGGAUUGCUACUGAAAACGGAUGA
Cladophialophora psammophila CBS 110553 is the source of this 1443-nucleotide messenger RNA. RefSeq lists its product as uncharacterized. The record is from RefSeq and is a predicted model, not a curated record. The transcript has a single exon. Bases 1 to 1443 code for a protein of 480 amino acids. Gene Ontology annotation, molecular function: 2-oxoglutarate-dependent dioxygenase activity. Lineage: Eukaryota; Fungi; Ascomycota; Eurotiomycetes; Chaetothyriales; Herpotrichiellaceae.